UUUUUUUUUUCAGACCAAUAACGGGCCAUACAGACUUUAAAAAUGCCUUAAUUACUGCAGACCCGAGUAUGUAUACAAGUUGUGAUAUUAAAGGUUCUGUUAAGGGAAAGAAUAUUAUUGAAAUAGAGGAUGGAGGUUCUAUAAGUAAUUUAAUUAUUGAUGUCCCGGCAAAGGGGAUUUGGUGUAAAGGAAGGUGUACAUUAACUAAUGUUUUGUGAGUUUUGUUAAUAAAUAAUGUUUUUUUGAAAAUAUUUUUGACGGUCAAGUAAUAAAUUGGUGUAGCA
This is a messenger RNA of Meloidogyne enterolobii, 284 nucleotides long. NCBI's taxonomy places the organism in Eukaryota, Metazoa, Nematoda, Chromadorea, Rhabditida, Meloidogynidae. The record is from the annotation of a GenBank genome assembly.